Dunckerocampus dactyliophorus (ringed pipefish) is the source of this 20727-nucleotide messenger RNA. RefSeq names its product histone-lysine N-methyltransferase 2C-like. Gene Ontology annotation, cellular component: MLL3/4 complex; nucleus. The record is from RefSeq and is a predicted model, not a curated record. The transcript is spliced from 77 exons. Gene Ontology annotation, biological process: positive regulation of transcription by RNA polymerase II. Lineage: Eukaryota; Metazoa; Chordata; Actinopteri; Syngnathiformes; Syngnathidae. Gene Ontology annotation, molecular function: transcription coactivator activity; histone binding; histone H3K4 methyltransferase activity. Bases 329 to 20197 code for a protein of 6622 amino acids.
UCUAUUCAACAUCGAGCAGAACUCCACAGAAUGUGAGGUCUUCAGAACACGGCUCCAUGUUGACUUGGACCUACUUCUCCUGCUGGAGCUGACAGGCGGUGCUUCGGUCGCUCAAACAUGGCCUCCAUGAUGGAGCCUCCGCUGCAACUUUAAUUUUCGCCAAAUUUCACGGCAAAAGCGUGUUUUUUAUUUUUGGUCCAGGAAGUGUGAUUCCAGCACACUAAAGAGACAAAUGGUUGCUUUUGGAGAAGUUCGCCGUUGGAUGUAAACGGAUCGGUUUGAUUUGGCAGGAAAGCUGGAGAGGAAAAGGAGAAUUGCAUCAAAUCAAAUGCCCUCAGAGGCCCAGGAGCCUCGGGACAGAGGACCGCCCCCUCCUGUCACUCGGGCUGGACGCAGCGCUCAGCUGGCCAAAGCAGCAGCAGCAGCCGCCGCUAGCGAGAGGCGACCUCGCGGACGACCUCGGAAAGAUGGGAUAGUUGGGCGCGCCGCACCUGCAGCCCCUCCUCCUGCUCCGCCGCCACCCCCUCCUCCACCUCCCAAAUCAAGGAAGAAGGGUAGGAGUCGAGGCCAAGCCCAGGUGGAGGAUGAAGAGAGCAUGGACGCGACAGAGAAGAGACCUCCUCCAAACAAGAAGACAGAGGAGAAGGAGGUGACGCCUGGACGCCGCCGCUCCACCUCCAGGAGAAGAUCCAAUACAAACCAGGACUCUGACCCUGCCCCACUUCACCCCGAUCCCCCUGCUGCUCCAGAGCCAGCUCCGAGUGACGAGGAUGACCAGAAACCCCCUGUUCCCUUGGAAGUGCCCUCCGUAUCUAGCGUGGAGGAAAAACCUCAACUUAAUCCAGCUACCACACCCCCAUCUCUGGACAUCUGUGUUCACAGUCCAAAACCAGGUCCUGAUCCAGUGGAAGAGGAGCGGCCCGGCCCUACUCCCAUGGAGGGGGGCCGCGGUCCUGUUCCUAUGGAGCCUGAGGGGGGCGGGGCUAACUCAAUAGGGCAAAGUCCCACCCUGAGUUUGGUCUCCAGCCCUGCGGCCUCGCCCUGCCUCCGUCUCGAGGAUGAGGAUUCGCUGUCUCCCCUCUUCCAUCGAUCCAUGUCGGACGACUCUGGGGCCUCCCCCACCCCAAGCUUGGGACACACCAAAAAACGUCUGAAGCAGUGUGCCUUCUGUUACCACGGCGACCAGCCUCCUCUGGGCCAAGGCCCGCUGGUGGUGUUCGGACCCACGCCCGGCUACAUCCCGCUCCACAUCCUCAACCGCCGAGCGUCCUCGGACCGCGACAGCGAUUGUCAUGACCACUGCUACCGUAGCAAUGAGGCUCUGCCCAUGAGCAGCAGUCCAGCACAGUGUGAGGACGAGUCUUCCUUACAGUUUGUACAGCAGCAUGGACCCAUCGGACUUCCGCAAGACGUCGAUGUCCAAACACUGUUUGACCCCACAGGUCAGUGCUGUGCUCACCUGCAGUGUGCAGCCUGGUCGGAGGGUGUGUGUCGUGGCGAGGGCCAGUCGCUGCUCUACGUGGACAAGGCCAUCGACUCAGGAAGCACACAGGUGUGCGUGUUCUGUCACCGGCUCGGAGCAUCGCUUCGUUGCCAGGAGACCGGCUGUGGGCGGAGUUACCACUUCCCAUGUGCCGCCGCUGCCGGAGCUCAACAGGACUGGAAGCAGAGACACACACUGUGCACACGACACGCACACACAGCAUCUUCGUCGUGCGUGUUGUGUUCGCGCAGUGAUGACAUCAGCAGUCUGUUGAUGUGCUGUUGCUGUGGCAACCAAUACCAUGGUGGAUGCCUGGCCCCGCCUCUCACUCCCUCCGCUCUGAUCCGGGCGGGCUGGCAGUGUUCUACAUGUCGAGUGUGUCAGUGCUGCAGGCUGCGAGGGGACACGUCUGUGUUGCUGGUCUGUGGUCGCUGUGAUAAAGCUUACCAUACACACUGUCUGACACUUCCACUGGAUCACACACCUGCUAGUGGCUGGACCUGCCAGAACUGCAGGGUGUGUCUCCGCUGUGGUAUAAGGUCAUCAGGUCAGUGGGCCAAUCACCCCUUCCUUUGCGAGUUAUGUGACCCAGGUCUGCCUUGUGCUCUCUGUGGCAACACCCCCGACUUGUCCUCGCCACAGGAUUAUGUCACCUGUGUCUGCUGCUAUAGGUCUGUCCACACAAAGUGUAUUGUCCAGGCAGGCGAGGACAGAACAAAGUCCAAAGGCUACACUUGCUCCACCUGUCAGCCUGUGGGGGAGGAGCUAAUGCCGCAUACACCAAUCCCACACAGUCCCACUUCAGACCUCCAGCUGAGUUCCACAGAGGCGCCGGACGUCUGCGUGACUCUGCCGUCAAUUCAAAUUCCUGCUGAAGUUCUGCCCAUUGGUACUACUGCUCAAAGCCCAGUCCAGAUCUUCUGUUUGGACCUGGCUCCAACCGAGAACACAGAGUCAUCACACGAAAGUCUUAUCCCAUCUCAACCUGACGCCACAGAGCUCCACCAAAGUCUCACGCUGUCACUCUCUAGCCCCACAAAGCUAAAAGAAAAUCCUCCCUCUAAUCCUGCAGAACCACAGCACAGUCCAGUACCAUCUCCUAACCCUGCAGCGCAAAGACUGAGUCCAGUACCUUCUCUUUCUAAUUUCACGGAGCAAAGACUAAAUCCAGUACCAUCUCCCAACUCUAUACAGCAAAGACUGAGUGUAGCACCAUCACUUUCUAACCCUACAGAGCCACAACAUAGUCCAGUUCCAUCUCCUCCUAACCCCACAGAGCAAAGGCUGAGUCCAGUACCAUCUCCUCCUACUGCCACUGAGCUCCAGAAAUGUCCUGUACCAUCUCCUCCUAACCUCACAGAGCAAACGCUGAGUCCAGUAUCAUCUCCUUCCACUGCCACUGAGCUCCAGAAAAGUCCAGUACCAUCUCCUCCUAACCCUACAGAGCAAAGGCUAAGUCCAGUACCAUCUCCUCCUAACCCCACAGAGCAAAGGCUAAGUCCAGUACCAUCUCCUCUUAAGCCUACAGAGCAAAGGCUGAGUCCAGUAUCAUCUUCUACUACCACCGAGCUCCAGAAAAGUCCAGUACCAUCUUCUCCUAACCCUACAGAGCAAAGGCUAAGUCCAGUACCAUCUUCUCCUAACCCUACAGAGCAAAGGCUAAGUCCAGUACCAUCUUCUCCUAACCCUACAGAGCAAAGGCUAAGUCCAGUACCAUCUCCUCCUAACCCUACAGAGCAAAAACUAAGUCCAGUACCAUCUUCUCCUAACCCUACAGAGCAAAGGCUAAGUCCAGUACCAUCUUCUCCUAACCCUACAGAGCAAAGGCUAAGUCCAGUACCAUCUCCUCCUAACCCCACAGAGCAAAGACUAAGUCCAUUACCAUCUCCUAUCCCAAUAGAGGAAAGACUAAAUCCAGUACCAUCUCCUACUAACCCCACAGAGCAAAAACCAAGUCCACAACUAUCUCCAUUUGACCCAAAAGACAUUCAUCAAAUUCCAGAACAAUCUUCCUCUCAGUCCACAGUGCUGAAACAAAGUCCACUGCCAUCUCCUACAAACGUCACAGAGUUCCAACAUAGUCCAGAGCCACCUUCUGUGAAGCACACAGAUCUCUGCCAAAGUUCCUGCACGGAACUCCAGACAAGUUGUGCAAAAUCUCCCUUUCACCCAGCAGAACCCUGUGAAAGUCCAGGGCAAUCUUUAUCUGAACCCACCAACUUCCAACCUGUACUUUUGCCUGUUCGCCUGACAGAGCUUCAGGAAAGUCCUGUACCAUGUUCAACGAACCACACAGAGCUCCAGCGAAGUCCAGCACCAUCUCCUUCUACAGUUGCAGAGAUCCAGAAAAGUGCAGUAGGAUCUCCUUCAACUGUCACACAAGUCCAGCAAUGUCCAGUCCCAUCUCUUUCAGAUGUUACAGAGCUCCAGCAAAGUCCAGUACCAUCUCCUUCAGACGUUACAGAGCUCCAGCAAAGUCCAGUACCAUCUCCUUCAGAUGUUACAGAGCUCCAGCAAAGUCCAGUACCAUCUCCUAAGGUCACAGAGCUCCAGGAAAAUCCAGUAUCAUCUUUACCAAGCCCCACAGAACAAAGACAAAGUCCAGCACCAUCUCGUUUUGACGUCACAGAGUUCCACCAAAAUGCAGUCCCGUGUCCUAAAGUUGGAGCUUUGCAAGAAAGUCCAUUACCAUCUCCUUCCAACGUCACAGAGCUCCACCAAUGUCCACUACCGUCUCAUUAUACCAUCACAGAACAAGGUCUAAGUCCUACAUCAUCAUCUUCUAUUGACACAGGGGUCCAGCAAAGCCCACUACCAAUUCUGAAUGUCACACAGCUCCGGCAUAGUCCACUACUAUGUUCAUCAAACCCCACGGAGCUCCAGCAAAGUCCAGUUCCUUCUCCUAGUGUCACAGCGGUCCAGGAAAGUGCAGUACCACCUUCACCGAACCCCACAGUGGUUGGGGAAAGUCCGGUACCAACUUUAUCAAACCUCACAGAGCUCCAAAAAAGUCCAGUCCCAUCUUCAUUGAACCCCACAUAUUUCCAGCGAAGUCCAGUACCAUCUCUUUCAACUGACACAGAGCUCCAGAAAAGUCCAGUUCCAUCUCCUACCGUCACACCAGUCCAGGAAAGUCCAGUACCAUCUUCCUCGAACCACACAGAGGUUCAGGAAUGUCCACUACCAUCUUCAUCAAACCCCACAGAGGUCCAGGAAGGUCCAGUACCAUCUUCAUUUAGCCCCACAGACGUCAAAGAAAGUUCAGUACCAUCUUUAUUGAACCCCACAGAGGUCCAGGGAAGUCCAGUACCAUCUACAUCGAAUCCCACAGAGGUCCAGGAAAGUGCAGUACCAUCUUCAUUUAGACCCACAGACGUCAAAGAAAGUUCAGUACCAUCUUUAUUGAACCCCACAGAGGUCCAGGAAAGUCCAGUACCAUCUACAUCGAAUUCCACAGGGGUCCAGGAAAGUCCAGUACCAUCUACAAGGAAUCCCACAGAUGUCCAGGAAAGUCCAGUACCAUCUACAAGGAAUCCCACAGAGGUCCAGAAAUGUCUAGUACCAUCUACAUCGAAUCACACAGAGCUCCGUCAAAGUCCAGUACCCUCUCCUUCCACUGUCCCAGAGCUCCACAAAAGUCCAGUGCUAUCUCCUACUGAUGCAGAGCUUCAGAAAAGUCCUCUUCCAUUUCCUUCUAACAUCACAGAGCUCCAGAAAAGUCCAAUACCAUCACCUUUUAACAUUGCAGAGCUCCAGCAAAGUCCAGUACCAUAUCCUAACAUCGCAAAACCCCAGCAAAGUCCAGUACCAUCUCCCAUAAAAUCCACAGAGCUCACACAGAAUUUUACGUCAUCAGAUGCAGACCCCACAAAAAUUAAAACCAGUACCACAGAACCCCAACAAAUCACUGUUCUAUCUCAUUCUUGUGGAGAAGCACUCCAAAAAGGUCCACUACAAUCUGCCCUGAUUCCAGCUGAUACUGCUCAGCUUCAGGAGUGUCCUGCUGCAUUGCGGUUUAGUCCAACACAAGUAAAGGAAAACUCGCCAUGCAGUCAUGAUCCUUUGGAAUGUAAGGAAAACCAUGCCAUGUUUCCUCGGCCUUCAACACCUGCUCAGUUGUCUUCUGGUCCUUUGGACCAUCAGACGUCCACACAGUCUCCGCCUAGCCCUCAUGAAUUGCCAUCCAGCCCUUUCAUGAAUUCAAGUAGAGAACAGCUAUUGACAAGAGUUUCUCAAAAGAGUCCACUGCAUGGUAGUCCGAUGUCAGAACUCUGUCCUACCAGAUUAGAUGCUGAUGAAGCGAAGCCUCAGAUCAUCUCUCCAAACAACAGUAGAUCAUGUAGUCCUGCUGACAUCGUCAUUGAAGAGACGCCGCUCAAAACUCAUCAAGGAACAGAUAGUCCUGUGCCGCAUUGUCUGACAAAAACAUCACAGGAUGUUGAAGCAACACUGGAUCAGGAGAGCCUGGUACCAAGCCUUCCCUCUCAUUUGCCUUUUGGGGCUGCACAGAUCAGUUUAACACUGGACGAGGAUCUUUCACCAGUCUCUUUAAAAACCACCUUCCACGACAGAGGAAAAACUGCAUGUAGACCCAGUUCAGCUCCAUGUAGCCCAUCAAGAACCCCCCUUAGCUCAACACGAUGUAGUCUAUCACAGCCUGCUAGCCCAGUGCAGACUCUGCUAGAAAGUAGGUCUCUGCAGAUUAAGGUGCUUGCUCCUCAGUCUGCUACAUCAUCAACGGAAUGUUCCCAAAGCAGUUUCAGCAUUGAGCUUCAGCCUGGAGCCAUUCUACAGAGUCCAAAUCUUGAUGGUCAAACACUUGAAUCUGUUCUUUGUAGCCCGACCACUGUCACAUCCACGACGACUCCAAUAGUUGCACCAUCGCCCACACCAGAAAGCCUUGUUCACCAAAUGGAACACAGUAGCCUCACUUGCAUGUCUUUUUACGCUGAGAAACCUGUUGAACAGAAGGCUAGCCCAACACAUAGCCAAGCUAGCAGAGAUGGUGCUAGCCCCUCACAUGCCAGUGAAAUGCCUGCUGGUUCUGCCAGCUCACUUCUUCAGGCCUCCUCUGACUCAAUGCCAAAGGUGUCUGACCUUGACGUUGUCCAGCCUUUACCAGCUAGUCCUGUGAUGGACUGUUCGUCUCAGCCACCAGCCAACGACCUAGCACCCGUACACUCUUCAAGGGAACCAGUUAGCCCCUCGUCAAUACCUUCUUCUCAUGGAGACAUCAUAUCAACUGAAAAUGAAGAUACGACAUUAAUAUCUCCCAUGACUAGUCCUCACCAUGAGAACUCAGUUAAUGCUAGUCCAGAGCCUCCUCAGCUCCCACAAUUAGGCCAGUCCAGUCCAUUACAGGUCCAAAUAUCCGGCAGUCCCCCAGCGACUACUCUUGUACAUUCAAGUCCCACUUUAGCUAGUCCUACACACUGUAAACCGAUUGAUGUUUGUCCCGCUAACAGCUCUGUCAGCAAAGAUCUGAGCAACUUCGACGGUAGUGUCUCCUCGAGCAAUCAAAGUUCCUCGGUAGCUGGCAUGACCCCACCCCCUUUAGCACAUGCUAGCCCAACGCAGGCUAGUGAAACAUUUGCCCACAGUCCCACAGAUUCUAGCCCCGUUCCUAGUCCAAGCUUAAGCCCUGCUGAAGCCCAACUGAAACUUGCUAUGUCAAAUUCAAGUCCUGGACUUCCGUCCCAAGGCCAGGACUCAGUCAUUUGCAGUUCAGUUCAGCUGGAUACCAACCCAGGUCCCACUGCAGAUACUAAGCCUCGAAGCCCUUUGAGUCAAAGACCAGCUGCCAGUCCCACUCAGGAACACAGUGAGACGCCUCAGACUAGAUCUACUAAGGAAAUGCUUGAUAGUUCCACAUUUUCGCCCUUCUCCCAUGAAUGUCCCCCCUCAACAUGUAUACCACAAGCUAGCACAGAGCACUGUAGCCAACUUUCCCCUCAAUUAGCUAAUACAGAGGUUUCACAAAGUCCGGGUCUCACCAGCCCUGAGAGACCAGAGGCCAGCACAGGUGCAGGUUUUGAUACCCACUUUCAGUCAGGAACCAGCCCGUGUUCAACUGGUGCUACUUCUGUCAUCCUGUCUGAGGAGUCCACAUCCAUUUCAACAGUUGUUACCAUGACAAAUGACGAGGAGGAGAAUGGGAGCGUUCAGGAGCACAAGCUCCCAGUGCAGGACCAGGACGAGGAUCAUAAGGAGCAGGUCCAGGAGGAGACUAAGGUGCAGAACCAGGAGCAGGAUGAACAGGAGGAGAAUAAGGAGCAAGAGGUCCUCAGUGGUUCGAAGUUUCCCUUGUCAGAAGUCCAGCUCUCUCCUCGUCCCCCUGCUGCAGCCUCCCCAAACUCACCCUUGGCUCCCCGACAACCCUCCUCAGUUGCACUCACUGGCUCCCCUGUCCCAUCACGGCAGUCUCCAAAUCAAGCUGGCUACCCUGAUGCUUCCCUCACCCUCCGCGUGACAGCUAAAGCUCCCUCCUCCCUGGAGGAUCAAAGGGAAUUGGGACAAGAGGACUCCUGUCCUGUGUCAUUGGCCCAGGGUGCUGACCAAUCCAAUCCUGCCAAAAAUGUCCACCAAACAGUCACAGAGUCUUCAGAAAGGGUGGAUGGGCAGCCAGAAACACCAGAGUCAGUAACAGCUGCCCUGGAUGAAGUUGCUACAAAGGAAGAGAGGGAGGAAGAUGGGGAGGGCCAAGAGAUUGCUGACCCCAAAGACCAAUCCUAUGUGGAGGAGGAACCACUGAGCCCUGUGCUGGAGCUGGACCCAUCUUUAGAUGUGGAGGUGAUGAAGCUUAUGACAGCCGCUUCUUCUCCGGCCUGCCUUCUGCACCUGUCCUCCCUUACUGCACCUCCCCUUCCCACCCGGGGGAAAGGGCGGAGCCUCAGGCCUCCUCCCUGCUCCUCUUUCACACCAUCAGACGACCUCUCCAUCCGGCUCAGACAGUCGCCGUUCUCCACCGAGGCAUCACCUGAGACCUCCCCUGCCAGAGAGCCCAUCACUCCGCCUCCACUUUCCCCACCGUCACCUCCCCUCAGGUUCAGCUCUCCAUACAGGGAGUCUCCACCCCUCUCCAAGAUUCCUCUCUCCACUGUGAUACCUCUCACUCCUAAAAUUGGCAUGGGGAAGCCAGCCAUCACUAAGAGGAAGUUCUCCCCUGGCAGGGCCAGGGUCAGGCAGGGUUCGUGGUGGAGUAAUGUCAGGGCAGUGAGCCCCCCCUCGUCCUCCCAGGACUCUACCGGGGAGGGUGGGAGGGACAGCCCUAAGUACCGUCCACCGGACUCCCCGCUCUGGAGCAUGAGAGUGGGUCGUGGUUCAGGGUUUCCUGGUAGGAGGAGGGCUAGAGGAGGAGGUGUCGGAGGCGGAAGAGGAGGAAGAGGAAGGAGCAGAAUUAAGACACAGGACUUUGUGUCUGUGUCACCUGCAUACGGCUUUGUGGAGUCAAUCCCGCUAAAGGAAGAGGAGGAGAACUCCAUGCAUAACACCGUGGUGAUGUUCUCCACCUCUGACCUGUUCACCCUCAGACAGGACAUGUGUGUGGUGUGCGGCAGCUUUGGUCAAGGAGCUGAAGGUCGACUGUUGGCGUGUUCUCAGUGCGGACAGUGUUACCACCCCUACUGCGUCAAUGUCAAGAUUACUCGGGUCAUCCUGACCAAAGGGUGGCGCUGUCUGGAAUGUACCGUAUGUGAGGCAUGCGGCGAGGCCAGUGACCCCGGGCGUCUGUUGCUAUGUGACGACUGCGACAUCAGCUACCACACAUACUGCUUGGAUCCGCCCCUUCACAUGGUCCCCAAGGGAGCCUGGAAGUGCAAGUGGUGUGUGUGGUGUGUACAGUGUGGCUCCGCCUCCCCCGGGCUGCACUGUGAUUGGCAGAGUAACUACAGCCGCUGCGGGCCAUGUGCCAGUCUGACCUGCUGCCCGCUCUGUCAGAGACUUUAUACACAGGAUGACCUCAUUCUGCAGUGUCAGCAGUGUGACAGGUGGGUGCAUGCUGUUUGUGAGGGUCUGACAUCCGAAGAUGAGGUAGAGAUGGCGGCCGAUGAAGGCUUCGACUGUUCGCUGUGCAGAACACACAGUCGUAUCUCAUUUGGGAGGUCAGACAGUUUGGACUCCCCUUACAUGGCUCAGAUCAUUUCGAGGAGCCGGGAAGCAGACACAAAGACAUACACUCAGGAUGGAGUUUGUCUGACAGAGUCGGGCCUGUCUCACCUGCAGUCCCUGGUUGAACCUUUGACCUCAGCACGCAGGUAUCGCAGGUGCAAACCCAAACUAAAGUUAAGGAUCAUCAACCAGAACAGUGUGUCCGUCCUGCAGACCCCACCUGACCACGAGCCUCACUCUGGCGAACAAGACCAUCACAGAGCCCACCUGGAGUGUGAUCUCAAGUCAGACUCCAGUCCAGAGAGAGACCACGCCCCCUAUGAUGAUGUUAGCAAGGAGAUGCUUAUGGCAGAUGGCAGCACAAAGAGGAAGAGGAAGCCCUACAGACCAGGUAUUGGAGGAUUCAUGGUGCGCCAGCGAGGCGGGAAGGCGGGAACGAGCGCAUUCAAAAUGUGCAGGAAAGAUUCAACUGAUAUGCCGCAGGGAGACGAAGAUGUAGCCGAUCAAACCAUGGACAAGGUGAAGAAGAGAUACAGAAAGAAGAAGACCAAGCUGGAGGAGGCUUUUCCGGCUUAUCUUCAGGACGCCUUCUUCGGACGGGAUCUUCUGGAUCGCAUUCGCCAGGUGGACCAGAGGAUGGUGUCUGAGGUGGCGAGAGCCAGCCAUUCUGCAGCAGUUGAUCUGAAAGGUCCCGCCCCCUCAGAAAAGAUGAUGAUCAGAAAGCAGGAAAGACUGCCCGUGUCGGACGAUGCGCUCGUGGAUCUGUCUGACGUUCUCAACACUCAUCCUCAAAUUCUGGCCACAGGACACACAGGCCAGUUCCAGGUGGAGCGCUCCCCCUCUCCAUUUGCGGGCCUGGACAUUGGCUCAAUGGCAGAAGACCCCUUGCUAACCGGAAGUAGCGGGCAUGGUCAUAGAUCAUUGCAGGAAGAGCCUCUGGACGCCAUCUUAAACCCUGAGCUUGACAAGAUGGUGACUGAUGGUGCCAUUCUUGGGAAACUCUACAAGAUUCCAGAGCUGGAGGGGAAGGACGUGGAAGACCUUUUCACUGCUGUUCUUAGCCCAGACAACAGCGAGCAUCAUCACCAACACACUGCUGCAGGAGGCAAAACACACACAGCAGCUGCUGGUGUGUUUCCUCGUCUUCCUCUGAUGAAUGGCCUCACGGGACGAGCCCCUCACUUGGUCAACCCUCCCAUGAUGCCCAGCGGCGCUCCUGGCCCGGCUAGUCACCGCAUUUGUCCUCCAGAGGGACCCAUCCCUGCCUCUGCACCUUGCCUGCCUGCAGCCAAUCAGGCAGGGGGAGAGGGCGAGCAGGACGGCAUGUCUACUGCUCAGAGGAGCAUGUUAAAGUGGGAGAAGGAGGAGGCUCUGGGGGAGCAGGCAACGGUUGCCCCCGUGCUCUACUGCAACACCAACUUCCCCCAGCUGAAGGAGCAGUAUCCUGAGUGGUCCACAAGAGUGAAGCAGAUUGCCAAACUGUGGAGGAAAGCGAGUUCUCAGGACAGAGCACCUUUUGUGCAACGUGCAAGGGACAACCGUGCAGCUCAGCGCAUCAACAAAGUCCACAUGUCCAACGAGCCACUCAAAAGGCAGCAACAGCAGCCGUUGCAGCCGCCGCUGUCUGUGCCUUACAAUGCUAUGUCCAUGGACGCGGAUUUGGCGCUGAAGGACCCACUGAGGCCCAGAGAAUCUGAGCAAGAACAGGAGUGGAAGCUGAGACAGGGAGAGGUAAAAGACAGAUGGCGAGCCGGUAAGAAGAGGCAGGAAAAUCUCCCCCAAAGCAAAGUCCUAAAAUCACCAACAGAUAAAGAUUGUCCCUUCCAGGCAUCUCUAGCAGGAGGUGGCAAAGAGGCUCUGCAAUUGCGGCAGAAGAGCAAACAGCUGGCCAAGAUAGAAGCCAGUCAGAAGCUGGAGCAGGUGAAGAACGAGCAGCUGCUGCAGCAGCGACAGCAUCACCUCUCAGCUAAUCAGCAGCCUGGCACCGGGAGCGAUGCCAUGCCUCUCCAGCUACCUCCCUCCACCGAUGCUCAGGCCAGACAGAACCUACUGCAGGGCUCCGGGCUGGCCGACAGUGUUUUCCUCAGACCACAAGUUCCACCUCCUUCCGGCUACUCCUCACUUCCUCAGUCCCCUCACUCCUCAUCUCCCCAUCACCAGCCCCCAUCAUCUCCCCAGAUGUUCUCUCCGCCUUCAUCUCGCCCCACAUCCCCCUGGGACCCCUACAGUAAACCAGCAGGGACUCCUCGGCCCGCCUCCCUUCAGCACUGCACCCCACUCAGCAUCUCCCCCGCACACGACUCACUGGGUUCCCCUGCACCCUCGCCGGACUCAAAAGCCUCUGACGCCUCCCGGACCCUUGGACUCCAACCAGGCCUGCAGCACAGCAGAGCAGCAAUGAAGAGCCCCCCUUCUGGCUCUCAAGUAUACCAGAGGUCUCAGGUCCAAGGGGGGGUAUUUAAAGCCCCCAUGCCACCCCAAAACCAGCUGCAACAGGAGUUGUUUGGUGGUGCACCAGCUGUAGCAAGGAGAGACCCGUCCAGACCCACAGACCUUGGCCUAACCCCCCCUCAGACUCAGGACCCCGCUUUCAGUUCCAGCCAGCUCUCUGGGCUGGGCUCCCCUCAUCGCAGCCCUUAUGCCCACACACCGGGGACCCCCAGAGUUGACUAUAGCCAGCAGAUGGCUGACCCCUUUGUCAAGCAGCCAGCUUUGACACCCCGUCCUUCACCUGACUCCUACAGUAAUCCUCAAACCCCUGGCACUCCCCGACCACAUUCAGACAGCACAUACCUCAGCACACCACCUGCCCUUCGACUAGAUCAGUUUAACCACUUGGCAACCAGCCGCCGGCCCUCCCCUUCCCACCCAACAUUGGACCCAUACUCUUCAAACCCUGGCACACCCCACCCCUUUGUCCCUGAGCGCUUCCCUCGAUCACCAGGUGGCACGCUAACCACCGACCCCUUUGCUAAACUGCCUGGUACCUCACGUCCAUCACCGGACCCCUACGCCCAACAGCCCUCCACUCCACGCCCUCAGAAGACCCCUGAAACCUUCAGCCAAGCCCAAGUGGAGAGCUUUACUCCUCAGCUUAUGAGAUCUCCUCUGGGUCCAGGUCUUGGUGGUGAGACAGUGACCCUAAACCCAACCCACAAGCAGUCUCCAGGGAGACAACCACAGCAGGACUCAUUUCCUAGAACACCUGGUAGUAGUCAGACCCCAAAGCACCCUGGAAUGUCAGAAGAUACUGGCUUCCCCGGCCCAGUCACUCAAACUCUGGGGAGAACCACCACUGGACCCUCACAGAUGGACAAGACAGCAGGCAAUGACAUUGCAACAGGAGGUGUGGCUUCUUUAGAGGGACCAAUGGGCUUGCUUCCACAGCUUGGUGACUCUGAGGAGAAACUGAGACAGCGCCAGAGACUCCGCCAGCUCAUUUUGAGGCAGCAGCAACAGAAGAGUGCAUUGCGGCAAGAAAAAGGUCUCCAGGAGUCACUGCCUGGAGCCCCUUCAGCUACUGCUGCACCACCUGGUGCGGCUCCCGGCUCAGCGACACCCCGUCACUGGUCCCAGGAAGAAACCACCACCCCUUCUCCUCCAACUGAUGUUUUCGGGCGGCCCCCACCUCCUUACCCUGGUAUAGUGCGACCUGCCGGGCCAGCUGGAGCUUUUACUGGACCCCCACGGUUGCCUGGAGCUCUGCCAGUGGAACAGCUCAGAGGGUUAACCCCAAAUGAGCCGCUGUUUUCCAGGCAGAGCCUCCCCAGGGAGCUAGAACCCAGAGGAACGGCCUUGAGGUUUGGUCUUCAGGAGUCCUUCCUGCGGCCUCCCCUAGGGUUAGUGCCUGGUCCUGGGCUUGGAGCCCCCAAUGUAGCCCCUGUCCAGAUAAGAAAGCCAGUGCCUGGUGACUUCACUGGCAUCCGCCAGAUGACUGCCCCCGCACAUGUGAUGUCAGCUGCCCCCCAGCCCUUUGUUCCCGGCUCUCUCCCCAUCCAGCAGCACAGCAUCAUGGGGCAGCCCUACAUCGAGCUGCGACACCGUGCUCCAGAGAACCGUCUGAGGCUGCCCUUCUCCCUUGCUGCCCCACCCGUGCAGACCCUGGAACCUCAGCCAUCAGCUACUCGGCCCAGUCCAGGGGUCCCCAUAGGAGAGACACCAGUGGGUCAUCAGUCAAUGCUAACAAUGGAGCAACUCAACCAGCAGAAUCUCAUCCAUGUGGCGGCAUUGAGUCAGGGAACAGAACCACCGCUCCAAGGGCCUGAUGGGAUAGAGGAGCACCUGGAAGGGGAAGACUCAGCUGUAAAAGAUCUGGAGGAUGUGGAGGUGAAAGAUCUAGUUGACCUCAAUCUGAACUUGGAUCCUGAAGAUGGUAAAGAAGACUUAGAUCUGGGUGCUAACGACCUCCACUUAGAUGACUUCCUGCUGUCGGGAAAGUUUGACCUGAUUGCUUACGCUGACCCCGAGCUCAACCUAGAAGACAAGAAGGACAUGUUCAAUGAAGAGCUUGACCUGGGGGAGCCUGUGGUGGACAAGAAGGGAGGGGAGAGGCGAGACAUAGUUGGUGGUCACAGAAAGUUGAAUAAUGAUGCCAACUUGUUAGGUCAGGUCAAAGAAGAAGUGGAAGACGGCAUCAAGGGAAAUACUAAAGACGAUUCUGUCCCCAGUCACCCCCCACCACAACCUGGGGCUGUCAUCAGCAAACAGCUCCCAGGAGCUUCUGGGGCUGAUACAGCAGGAUCCAGCCAGCCCGUCUCUUCUUUGCACCUUGCCAAGGGAGAUAUGGGAGAUUCUUCUGGUUCAGGGGUUUUGCCAGAACUCCAAACCCAGGAAAAGGUUCUGUCAUCUGGCAUGCCUCCAGGUCAGCAGUCCGGCUUCCAGCAGAGACCACUUGGACCCUCAUCAGCUUACCUCAACCCUCAACCCCAGGCUCCCCCUGCCACGCCUCACCCAGUGUCACUUCAGCUCCCCCAGCCUUGUCUACUUCUCAACCCUCAGGCUCAGCCUCCAAACCUGGACACAUCAGCUCAGUCCAAGGUCCAGGAACAGGCCCAAAACAAGUCUAAACCUUUGCUCCUGGAGGAGCAGCCGCUUUUGCUACAGGAUCUCCUGGACCAGGAGCGCCAGGAGCAGCAGCAACAAAAACAGAUGCAGGCACUGAUCAAACAGAAAUCCACCUCUGACCCCGCAUUCCCCGAAAUAACCGACUUUGACUCCAUCUCAGACCCCAUAAUGAAGGCCAAGAUGGUGGCUCUGAAGGGCAUCAACAAGGUGAUGACCCAAGGGAACCUUGGCCUCAACAACAUGGUUAUCAACAGGUUUCACGAGGCUCCUGGGGCCUCGAUUCCCGAGGCCACCCCUCAACCUCCAGUCCAAGUGGGACAGGAAGGAGAGGUGAACCCUCCACUGGUGCGGCCGAACCCACCCAGCUUUGGACCUGGAUUUGUCAACGACUCUCAGAAGCGUCAAUAUGAGGAGUGGUUGGGGGAGACACAGCAACUCCUGCAGAUGCAGCAGCGCCUCCUGGAGGACCAGAUUGCAGCCCACCGCAAGACCAAGAAGGCUCUAUCGGCCAAGCAGAGGACGGCCAAAAAGGCGGGUCGUGCACUCGCAGAGGAAGACGCUGCUCAGCUGCGCUACAUCAUGGAGCAGCAGGGGAAUGUCCAGAAGCAGCUGGAGCAGAUCCGGAAGCAGCAAAAAGAUCACACUGUGCUCAUCGAGGACUACAGAACCAAGCAGCAGCAACAGCAGCAGCAGAGAGCCCUCGCCAUGGUGCCUUCUGGAGUGGUACCUUUGCAGAGUAGACCCAGUGGCUCAGCUCUGCCCUGCGUCCAGAACGUCCCUCCUGGUUGGUCACCAGCAGUGGGAGUUGCACCAGGGAUGAUGGGGCAGAAUAUGGCAUCUCAUCUGCCACCACAGAUGCCCCCUACCCUCUCAACUUCCCCUAAGGUUUCACAGCCCUCUCCAGCCAUUGUGCCCAGACUUUCAGCUCCAGCAGCAGGCUUUGCCCCAGGUCUCCGGACACCCACUGCGGGCCCCAGUGUAGCCUCAGGGGGUGACUUAUCAGCGCCCUCACCUCAGGUCAAAUUUGAUGACAACAACCCAUUCAGUGAGGGUUUCCAGGAGAGGGAAAGGAGGGAAAGACUGCGAGAGCAGGCGGAGCGGCAGAGGGUGCACCUGAUGCAGGGGGUGGAGCACCAUAGGGUCCAGCAGCAAGGCUCUCAGGGUGCCUCUGUGGGACCUGGAGGGGCCCGGCUGUGUGCCACAGGAACUUCUGGCUCCACCCCCAGUGGGGACAGUCUCUCUCAGAUGCCCUUCUUCAGUUCUGAGCUGCCCCAGGACUUCCUUCAGUCUCCCCCUGCCUCUAGACCACAACUGCUCGUGCCGUCUCCCAACCUACAGACUAAACCUAGACUCCCAGGCCCUUUGGGGCCUGUGGGUGUCAGUCAGGUCCGUCCGCCUGGUCUAGGAGGGGUCAUUGUUACUCCUUCCAAUCAAGGGAGUCAAGGUCAACAAUUUCGACACGACUCAUCAUCCUCAUCACCCUCUGCCCCCCUCCAUGCUACCUUCACCCCCUCCUCAUCCGGAGGCCCUGCCACCCUCAUGCAGCUGUACUCUGACAUCAUGACGGACGACAGCCUGAAGAAGAAGAGGAGUGGAAACAAGGAUGGAGACAAUUCUGCUGGAGGAGCCAGGACACCGCUGUCCUCACACUCUGAUGACAUCACAGCCCCGCCCACUCCAGCAUUUUCAGAUGCUUCUUGCUCUACGCCCACACGGUGCAGCACAGAGCUGGCUGACUUGAACAUCCCUCCCCUCUCAGGUCUAGCUCCAUCCUCAGAACUUGAGAAGCAGCUGUGCCCUGCAACCCAAGAGAGAACCCAUCUUAUGGUCAUGGAGGCUCAACGAGGCCUCCUCUGUGGGCGCAUGGGGGUCAAGGAGGAGCGAGAGGAGCGAGGUCCCUGUGGAGGAGACCCAGUAAAGUUGGAGUGUGCCUCCCCUCUUCAGGUAGGAGGAGGAGACGCAGGAAAGGAGCUGCUCAGGCACCUGUUGAAGGAAAAGGCAUCCCCGGCCAAGACGCCAUCACCUACUACCCAAGCGCAGCCCCCUGUCCACCACCAGCUCUCCACUGAAAGUGUGCGCUCUGAGGAAGAGGACACUGCUGGUUACCUAGGCAACAUGAUGGUGGACAGUCCUGAUCUCCUGGACUUGUUGGGCAAGAAGAAGGCUCAACGAUGUAAGAGGGCUGCUCGGCCCGACAAAGACAAAGGUCUGGCCAAAUACAAGAGGAGGAAACGAGAAGACGAGGAGGAAAUGCUUCACUCCUCUUCCACCCCUCCUGAACAGAUCAUGACACACCUCAGACAGCUCUCUGUGCUGCCUCUCAUGGAGCCCGUUCUGGGGCUGGACCUGAGUCUGUUCCCCCCUUAUGGCAGCUCCUCUCUAGGAAGGGACUCCAGGCUUACUGGUUCCUUCGGCAAUGCCUGUCUGGACGGAGUCACUGACUACUACUCGCAGCUCACAUGCAAGAACAAUCUUGGUAACCCACCCACACCGCCUGCCUCACUGCCACCCACUCCCCCACCAGUGGCCAGGCAGAAGCUAGUGAACGGCUUUGCUACAGCAGAGGAACUGAGCAGGAAGGAGCUUAGUGAGCAGGAUGGUGAGUGCUGUGAUGGUCAAAAGUUAACCUCCAGGCUUCAACUCAGUUGUAUGUCAUGUCUUCCAGUGAAAGGUGUCAAAUCCACGAGUCAAGAGCGUCUGGCAGAAAAUCACACUUCCAAGACAGUGGACGUCCCUGCCUCCCUGCCGACUCCACCCCACAACAACCAGGAAGAACUCCGGGUCCAAGAAUCAUCGCUACGCAGCAGCCCGGACGACUUCAUCCCGUCUUCAUCUCCCGACAGCGUGGCAGACAUGGAGAUCAGCAGAUACCCCGACCUGUCCUUCAUUAAAAUGGAGCCACCAUCACCGUGCCCGUCGCCUCCAAUACCCAUCAUGCCCUCCUCCUGGGGCAAAGGCUCUGCGGUGAAGCAAGAAGUGAAGGCGGAGCCAAACCAUCAGGCUCCUCCCUCUUGCUCUAACACAGAUCUGGUUACCAUAGCAAUUACCUUGAACCCAUCUGCCGCCCAGAAUGUUUCUGGUGUCAUGGCGACAGUAGCGAAACUGCUGCGUGUCCCCGCUACCAUCAACUACCAGCUGAGCCGCGCUGAGUGUAACCCGCUGGCCCUGCUGGCGGGAGUUAGAGUGCCACUUCCUCAGGCUUCAGGAAGCAGCAGGCAGCAGAGACCUGCACCCCCAGCUGGUGUGAGGAUGGACUUCAUCCAACAUGGCGCUGCUCCUGCCAUUUCCAGACCGCAGUCCUGCAGCUACUGCAAAGUGCUGCUGGGAAGCGGAGUCCGCAAAAUCAAAGAGGUCAAACAGGAGGGUCCAUCCACCCUGGUCUUCUGUAGUCCAAACUGCUCUGCUCUCUACUCUUCUGGACUGAAAACCGCAAGUUCUGCAGACAAGCCUGCGGACAAGCCUUCUCCUCCUCCUCCUCCUCCUCCUCCUCUCCCCAGCAGACUGCAGCACCACUACACCAACAACAUGUCAUCCAUCGCUGUCCACUCCCUCCCUUGCACUCCCAUCACUCCUCCCCAGACCGCCACCUCGUCCCCACCCCUCCACUUCCCCUCAGCCUCCACCGUCACCAUGGAGAUCAGGCCCCGUGUGGACAGCCUUAAGGUCAAGGUGAAGCUGAAGCCCCACCCCCAUGCCUUUUCUGAGGGAGACGACCUGCUGCUGAGUCACCACGGGAAGAGGAUGAAGAAUUCUCGCUGGCGACGCUGGAACAUCAACGUCACUCUGACCAGGGGUCCCAUUUCGGACGAGGCGGUCGCUAUGCCAACUGAGGAGGAAGUCGAUGUGCUUUUAAAGAAACUGGGGGCGUGUCUGCGACCUGACACGCUACCUGUAGACCAGCGAAGGUGUUGCUUUUGUCACCAGGUGGGUGAUGGAGAAACAGACGGACCAGCCAGACUGCUGAAUCUGGACUUGGAUCUGUGGGUCCAUCUGAACUGUGCCCUGUGGUCCAGUGAGGUGUACGAGACUCAGGCCGGCGCUCUCAUCAAUGUGGAGCUGGCACUGAGACGCAGUCUGACGCUCCGCUGUGCUUACUGCCAGCAGACGGGCGCCACCAGUGGCUGCAACCGCCUCCGCUGCACCAACACGUAUCACUUCACGUGUGCAUUACGGGCCCAUUGCACCUUCUUCAAGGACAAGACCAUGCUCUGUCACCUCCACAAGCCCAGGAUUGCUCCUCUCAGCGGGGACAGAUCCUCCAGCAGCUCCCCGUCCUCCACUCCGGGCCUGACCCCUGAUUUUGUGUCGUCUAUGUGCGACCCGUACAACUCAGAACUGCGGUGUUUCGCCGUCUUCCGUCGCGUAUACGUGCAAAGGGAUGAGGCGAGGCAGAUAGCAGCGAUGGUGCAGCGUGGUGAGCAGCGGCACACGUUUCGCGUGGGCAGCCUGCUCUUCUGUGCUGUUGGGAGGCUCCUCCCACAGCAGAUGAGCGCCUUCCACAGCGCGACUGCCAUCUUCCCCGUCGGCUACCACGCUAACCGUAUCUACUGGAGCAUGCGCAACAGCAACCGACGCUGCAAGUACAUGUGCUUCAUCGAGGACCACGAUGGACGACCGGUUUUCAAAGUUAAGGUGCUGGAGAAAGGCUACGACGACCUCAUCCUGACUGCAACCACUCCUAAAGGUGUUUGGGACCAGAUCCUGGAACCAGUGUCCCAGCUCAGGUCCUCCAGCGGCACUCUGAAGCUCUUCCCAUCCUACCUGAAAGGAGAAGAUCUUUUUGGGCUGACUAUAUCUGCCAUCACAAGGAUUGUUGAGUCUUUACCAGGUGUGGAGGCGUGUGAGAGGUACACCUUUCGUUAUGGACGGAACCCGCUCAUGGAGUGGCCUCUCGCUUUCAACCCUUCCGGCUCGGCCCGGUCCGAGCCCAAAGCCUGCCAAGCAAAAAGGCCUUAUCUGUUGACCAGCAUGGCUCCGAGGUGUCAGGGCUCAGUGGGCUCCAUUGUGGGUAUGGUGCCCGGCGUCAUCUCUUUGUCGCCGGGUGAGUCUGUGGCGGGGGCUCAUCAAGGUCGCCACUCCAAGUUGUCGCAGUACCGACGCAUGAAAGCAGAGUGGAAGACCAACGUCUACCUGGCGCGCUCUCGCAUCCAGGGUCUUGGACUGUACGCUGCCAGAGAUAUCGAAAAAUGCACCAUGGUCAUAGAGUACAUUGGCGCCAUCAUCAGGAGUGAAGUAGCUAACCGCAAGGAGAGACUCUAUGAGAGUCAGAACCGAGGCGUUUAUAUGUUCCGCAUCGACAACGACUACGUGAUCGAUGCCACCAUCACUGGAGGACCCGCCAGAUACAUCAAUCACUCGUGUGCUCCCAACUGCAUCACAGAGGUGGUCAGCGUGGAGAAGGAGAACAAGAUCAUCAUUAGCUCGUGCCGACGCAUCCAGAGAGGAGAGGAGCUGUGCUACGACUACAAGUUUGACCUGGAGGACGACCAACACAAGAUUCCAUGUCACUGCGGAGCCUUCAACUGCCGCAAGUGGAUGAACUGAGCGCACGUGCAUGCGCUCAUUAACGAAUUAACCUCAUAUCAAAGUUGCUCAUCAAGUGGGAGGAGUUAAGAGUGUGAUUGACAGGGCGAUGGGGUUACAAAAGAGGCUGGUCCUCUGUGUGUAGUGUGUAUAUUUGUACAAAGACGCCCCCAUGUGGUCAUGACUUGCACUAAAUGAAACAUCGAAUCCGAGCAGAUCAUUUCCCCUCACCAUCUGUAAAAUAAAAUGUUUGUUUUUUUGUAUUUAUUACUAAAUGAAGUUAUUUUCUAAUCACAGCCAGUCAGGGAGGAGAGUCGCGGCAUGUAAAUAACUAAAAAAUGAGGAAUCUUCACAUUAUGGACCGUGACUCCUUUUUGUUUGCCGCCCUUCCCCUCCACGUGUGUCUUUUUAUUUUGUGUACAUUCAAAUUGUAUCAGAACUCUGCUGAUGUACAGUCUGUUGCCACGCCCCCCUCUUUUGUUUUUUUUACUCUGUGUGAAGAUGAUGCCUUUUUGUUUUUGGGGAGGGGGGUAUGUGGAGUCUGAUUUAGA